This is a messenger RNA of Hyaena hyaena (striped hyena), 14473 nucleotides long. RefSeq names its product FAT atypical cadherin 2 (gene FAT2). Gene Ontology annotation, molecular function: cadherin binding; calcium ion binding. Gene Ontology annotation, biological process: homophilic cell-cell adhesion. The transcript is spliced from 23 exons. The coding region runs from base 1 to 13056 and encodes 4351 amino acids. NCBI's taxonomy places the organism in Eukaryota, Metazoa, Chordata, Mammalia, Carnivora, Hyaenidae. The record is from RefSeq and is a predicted model, not a curated record. Gene Ontology annotation, cellular component: plasma membrane; catenin complex.
AUGAUUAUUGCCUUCUUGGGCUUUGUCAUUUUCUUGUUCCAAUGUACAACGUGUGAGAAGCCCCAAGAAGGGAUCACCUCCUCGGCAGACUGGCGCUUCACACACUCUCUCUAUAAUGCGACCAUCUACGAAAACUCAGCCCCCAAGACCUAUGUGGAGAGCUCCAUGAAAAUGGGCAUUUACCUCGCUGAGCCCCAGUGGGCAGUGCGGUACCGGGUCAUUUCCGGGGACGUGGCCAAUGUGUUUAAAACAGAGGAGUAUGUGGUGGGUAACUUCUGCUUUCUGAGAAUAAGGACAAAGAGCAGCAACACGGCCCUUCUGAACAGGGAGGUGCGAGACAGCUACACCCUCAUCAUCCAAGCCACGGAGAAGACCCUGGAGUUAGAAGCUUUGACCCGGGUGGUGGUCCAUAUCCUGGACCAGAAUGACCUGAAGCCCCUAUUCUCCCCGCCUUCAUACAGAGUCACCAUCUCUGAGGACAUGCCCCUCAAAAGCCCCAUCUGCAAGGUGACCGCCACAGAUGCUGACCUGGGCCAGAAUGCCAAGUUCUAUUAUGCCUUCAACACAAGGUCGGAGAUGUUUGCCGUCCAUCCUACCAGCGGCGUGAUCACCUUGGCUGGGAGGCUCAACAUCACCUGGCGAGGGAGGUAUGAGCUCCAGGUGCUGGCUGUGGACCGCAUGAGGAAAAUCUCAGAGGGCAAUGGGUUUGGCAAUCUGGCUGCACUUGUCAUCCACGUGGAGCCUGCCCUCAGGAAGCCCCCGGCCAUCACCUCGGUGGUGGUGGCUCCACCAGACAGCGAUGAGGGUGCUGCCUAUGCCACCGUCAUGGUGGAUGCAAAUAGCUCCGGAGAAGUGGACUCACUAGAGAUAGUUGGUGGUGACCCUGGAAAGUACUUCAAAGCCAUCAAGUCUUACGCCCGCAGUGGUGAGUUCAGAUUGGUGUCUGUCAAAGACAUCAACUGGCUGGAGCACCUUCAUGGAUUCAACCUCAGCCUGCAGGCCCGGGGUGGGAGCAGGCCUUCUUCUUCUUCCCAGAUCAGGGGCUUUCACCUACCCCCUUCCAAAUUGACCUCCCUCAAAUUUGAGAAGGCUGUUUACAGAGUGCGGCUCAGCGAGUUUUCCCCGCCUGGCAGUCGUGUGGUGAUGGUGAAAGUAACCCGAGCCUUCCCCAACCUGCAGUACGUUCUACAGCCAUCCUCAGAGAGUGUGGGGUUUAAACUGAAUGCUCGCACUGGGCUCAUCACCACCACGAAGCUCAUGGACUUCCAUGACCGGGCCCACUACCAGCUCCACAUCAGAACCUCACCAGGGCUGGCCUCCACCACUGUGGUCAUUGAUAUAGUGGACUGUAACAACCAUGCCCCCAUCUUCAACAGGUCCUCCUAUGAAGCCACCUUUGAGGAGAACAUCCCCCCAGGCACCAGCAUUCUGACAGUUACUGCCACAGACCGGGAUCAUGGAGAGAAUGGAUACAUCACUUAUUCCAUCACUCGUCCAAAAGUGGUACCCUUUUCCAUUGACCCUUACCUGGGGAUUAUCUCCACCUCCAAACCCAUGGACUAUGAGCUCAUGAAAAGGAUUUAUACCUUCCGGGUCCAGGCAUCAGAUUGGGGAUCCCCAUUUCGGCAGGAAAAGGAAGUGUCUAUUUCUCUUAGGCUCAAGAACUUGAAUGACAACAAGCCUAUGUUUGAGCAAGUCAACUGUACUGGGUCUAUCCGUGAAGACUGGCCGGUAGGAAGAUCCCUAAUGACUGUGUCCGCCAUAGAUGUGGAUGAGCUGCAGAACCUAAAAUAUGAGUUUGUGUCAGGCAAUGAAUUAGAGUAUUUUGAUCUAAAUCAUUUCUCGGGAGUGAUAUCCCUCAAACGCUCUUUCAUGAAUCAUACUACUACUGGUCAACCCAUCAACUAUUCCCUGAAAAUUACAGCCUCAGAUGGGAAACACUAUGCUUCACCUACAACUUUGAAUGUUACUAUAGUGAAAGACCCUCGUUUUGAGGUCCCUGUAACGUGUGAUAAAACAGGAGUAUUGACGCAUUUCACAAAGGCCAUCCUCCAUUCUGUUGGGUUUCAAAACCAGGACUCAAAUGAUGAAGAUUUCAUUUCCCUCAGUGCAUAUCAGAUCAAUCAUCAUACACCCCAGUUUGAGGACCAUUUCCCACAGUCCAUUGACGUCCUUGAGCGUGUUCCUGUCAAUACCUCCCUGGCCCGCCUGGCAGCCACUGACCCUGAUACUGGAUUUAAUGGCAAACUGGUCUAUGUGAUUGCAGAUGGCAAUGAUGAAGGCUGCUUUGACAUUGAGCUGGAGACAGGGCUGCUCACGGUCGCUGCCCCUUUGGACUAUGAAGCCACCAGCUUCUACAUCCUCAAUGUAACAGUGUAUGACUUAGGCACUCCCCAGAAGUCAUCCUGGAAGCUGCUGACAGUGAACGUGAAAGACUGGAAUGACAAUGCCCCCCGAUUUCCUCCCGGUGGGUACCAGAUAACCAUCUUGGAGGACACAGAGGUUGGAACCACAAUUGCAGAGUUGAAAGCAAAAGAUGCUGAUUCCGAUGACAAUGGGAGGGUUCGCUACACUCUGCUAAGCCCCACAGAGAAGUUCUCCCUCCAUCCCCUCAAUGGGGAGCUGGUUGUCACAGGACACCUGGACCGGGAAUCAGAGCCACAAUAUAUACUCAAGGUGGAAGCCAGGGAUCAGCCCAGGAAGGGCCACCAGCUCUUUGCUGUCACUGACCUGACAAUCACAUUGGAAGAUGCCAAUGACAACUCGCCUCAGUGCAUCACGGAGCUCAGCAGCUUGAAAGUCCCAGAGGAUCUACCCCCUGGGACUAUUCUAACGUUUCUGGAUGCCUCUGAUCCUGAUGUGGGCCCUGCAGGAGAAGUGCAUUAUGUUCUGCUGGAUGAUGCCGAUGGGACCUUCCAGGUGGACUUGAUGACUGGCGCACUCAGUCUGGAGAGAGAGCUGGACUUUGAGAGGUGGGCUGGAUACAACCUGAGCCUGUGGGCCAGUGACAGUGGGCGGCCCCUGGCCCGCAGGACCCUCUGCCACGUAGAAGUGAUAGUCUUGGAUGUGAAUGAGAAUCUCCAUCCUCCCCGCUUUGCCUCCUUUGUGCACCAGGGCCAGGUGCAGGAAAACAGCCCCUCGGGAACCCAGGUGAUGGCAGUGACUGCCCACGAUGAUGACAGCGGCUUGGAUGGGGAGCUCCAGUACUUCCUGAGGGCUGGCACCAGUCUUGCAGCCUUUAGCAUCAACCAAGACACAGGUAUGAUUCAGACUCUGGCACCCCUGGACCGAGAAUCUGCAUCCUGCUACUGGCUGACGGUGCUGGCAGUGGACAGAGGUUCCGUACCUCUCUCCUCUGUGACUGAAGUCUACAUUGAGGUUAUGGAUGUUAACGACAACCCGCCCCGGAUGUCCAGGCCAGUGUUCUACCCCUCCGUCCGGGAGGAUGCACCCUUGCACACCUCUGUGCUUCAGCUGGAUGCCUGGGACCCGGACUCCAGCUCCAAAGGGAAGCUGACCUUCAACAUCACCAGUGGGAACCAAAUGGGAUUCUUCCUCAUUCACCCUCUCACAGGUCUCCUAUCCACAGCCCGGCAGCUGGACAGAGAGAUCAAAGAUGAACACAUCCUGGAGGUGACUGUGCUGGACAACGGGGAGCCCUCCUUAAAGUCCACCUCCAGGGUGGUGGUCUGCAUCUUAGAUGUCAAUGACAACCCCCCUGUGUUCUCCCACAAGCUCUUCAAUGUCCGCCUUCCAGAGAGGCUGAGCCCAGCAACCCCUGGGCCUGUGUACAGGCUGGUGGCUUCAGACCCUGAUGAGGGUCUCAAUGGCAGGGUCACCUACAGUAUCGAGGAGAGUGAUGAAGGGAACUUCAGCAUCGAUCCAGUCACAGGCAUGGUGUCAUCCAGCAACACCUUCACAGCUGGAGAGUACAACAUCCUAACAAUCCAGGCAACAGAUCAUGGGCAGCCUCCACUCUCGGCCAGUGUCCGGCUACACAUCGAGUGGAUCCCCCAGCCCCGGCCCUCCUCCAUACCACUGGCCUUUGACGAGCCCCACUACAGCUUUACGGUCAUGGAGACGGACCCUGUGAACCACAUGGUGGGGGUCAUCAGUGUGGAGGGCCGACCUGGUCUCUUCUGGUUCAACAUCUCCGGUGGUGACCAGGACAUGGACUUUGAUAUUGAGAAGACCACAGGCAGCAUUGUCAUCGCUAAGCCUCUCGACACAAGGAGGAGGUCGAGCUAUAACUUGACCGUGGAGGUGACCGAUGGGUCUCACACCAUUGCCACUCAGGUCUCCAUCUUCAUGAUUGCCAAUGUUAAUCACCACCGGCCCCAGUUUCUGGAGGACCAUUAUGAGGUCAGAGUUCCCCAGGACACACUGCCUGGGGUUGAGCUCCUCCAAGUCCAGGCCAUGGAUCCAGACAAGGGCAAAGGCCUCAUCUAUACUAUACAUGGCAGCCAAGACCCAAGGAGUGCCAGCCUCUUCCAGCUGGACCCAAGCAGUGGUGUCCUGGUAACUGUGGGGAAGUUGGACCUGGGCUUGGGCCCCUCCCAGCACACUCUGACAGUUAUGGUCCGAGACCAGGAGAUGCCCAUUAAGAGGAACUUUGUGUGGGUGUCUAUUUAUGUGGAGGAUGGAAACCUCGACCCACCCCGCUUCACCCAACUCUACUACGAGGCAAGUGUUCCUGACACCACGGCCCCUGACACAGAGCUGCUCCAGGUCCGAGCCAUGGAUGGUGACCGGGGAGCCAAUGCUGAGGUCCACUACUCCUUCCUGAAAGGGAACAGUGAGGGUUUCUUCAACAUAAAUGCCCUGCUUGGCAUCAUCACUCUGGCCAAGAAACUUGAUCAGGCAAAUCAUGCCCAAUAUAGCCUGACAGUCAAGGCAGAAGAUCAAGGCUCCCCACAGUGGCAUGACCUGGCUACAGUGAUCAUUAAUGUCUAUCCAUCAGAGAGCAGUGCCCCUAUCUUUUCCAAAGCUGAGUACUUUGUAGAGAUCCCUGAAUCAAUCCCUCUUGGGUCCCCAAUCCUCCUAGUGUCAGCUACAAGCUCCUCAGAAGUUACCUACGAGUUAAGAGAGGGAAACAAGGAUGGUGUAUUCUCCAUGAAUUCAUAUUCUGGCCUCAUUUCCACCCAGAAAAACUUGGACCAUGAGAAAAUUUCAUCUUAUCAACUGAAAAUCCGAGGCAUCAAUAUGGCAGGUGCCUUUACUGAUGUCAUGGCCCUUGUUUACAUCAUUGACGAAAAUGACAAUGCUCCCAUGUUCUUCAAGUCCAUGUUCGUGGGCCAAAUUAGUGAAGCAGCCCCAUUGUACAGCAUGAUCAUGGACGAAAACAACAACCCCCUUGUGAUUCGUGCCACUGACAGUGAUGAAGAAGCUAAUUCCUUAUUGGUCUAUGAAAUUUUGGAGUCAGAGGCUUUGAAGUUUUUCAAAAUUGAUCCCAGCAUGGGAACCCUAAUCAUCAUAUCAGAGAUGGAUUAUGAGAGCAUGCCCUCUUUCCAAUUCAGCGUCUACGUCCAUGACCAAGGAAACCCCAUCUUAUUUGCACCCAGGCCUGUCCAGGUCAUCAUCAAUGUCAGAGAUGUAAAUGACUCCCCUCCCAGGUUCUCAGAUCAGGUAUAUGAAGUAGCAGUGGUGAAGCCCAUCCACCAGGGUAUGGAGCUCCUCGUCGUGCAAGCCACGGAUGAGGAUUCGGAAGUCAAUUACAGCAUCAAAACUGGCAAUGCUGAUGAAGCUGUUGCCAUCCAUCCCAUCACAGGCCGAAUAUCUGUGUCAAACCCUGCCUUCCUGGGAGUCUCUCGGGAGCUCACCAUCAUGGCUUCUGAUGGCCUGUAUCAAGAUAUCACGCUAGUAAAAAUUUCUUUGGCACAGGCUCUCAACACAAGCUUACAGUUUGAUCAGGUUGUCUACAGGGCAACAGUGAAGGAGAAUUUACAGGAUAGAAAGUCACUGGUGAUUCUUGGUGCCCAGGGCAAUCAUUUGAAUGACACGCUUUCCUACUUCCUACUGAAUGGCACAGACAUGUUUCGGAUGGUCAAGUCAGCAGGUGUAUUGCAGACAAGAGGUGUGGCAUUUGACCGAGAACAGCAGGACACUUAUGAGGUAGCAGUGGAAUUGAGGGACAACAGGACCCCUCAGCGGGUGGCUCAGGCUCUGGUCAGAGUAUUUGUUGAGGAUGUCAAUGACAAUCAUCCUGAAUUUAAGCAUGUGCCUUAUUACACAGUUAUCCAAGAUGGCACAGAACCGGGGGAUGUCCUCUGUCAGGUAUCUGCCACUGACAAGGACUUGGGGGUAAAUGGUGCUGUCACAUAUGCAUUUGCGGAAGAUUAUGCAUAUUUUCGAAUUGACCCCUAUCUUGGGGACAUAUCACUGAAGAAACCCUUUGAUUAUCAAGCUUUAAAUAAGUAUCACCUCAAAGUCAUUGCUCGGGAUGGAGGGACCCCAUCCCUCCAGACUGAGGAAGAAGUACUUGUCACUGUGAGAAAUAAAUCCAACCCACUGUUUCAGAGUCCUUACUACAAAGUGAGAGUGCCUGAAAAUAUCACACUCUAUACUCCAAUUCUCCACACCCAGGCCCGAAGUCCAGAGGGACUCCGACUCAUCUACAACAUUGUGGAGGAAGAGCCCUUGAUGCUGUUCACCACUGACUUUAAGACUGGUGUUCUAACAGUAACAGGUCCUUUGGACUAUGAGUCUAAGACCAAGCAUGUGUUCACAGUUAGAGCCACAGACACAGCUCUGGGGUCAUUUUCUGAAGCCACAGUGGAAGUCCUGGUGGAGGACAUCAAUGAUAAUCCUCCCACUUUCUCUCAAUUGGUCUACACUACUUCAAUCUCAGAAGGCUUGCCUGCCCAAACCCCUGUGAUCCAGCUGUUGGCUUCUGACCAGGAUUCAGGGCAGAACCGUGAUGUCUCCUAUCAGAUCGUAGAGGAUGGCUCGGAUAUUUCCAAAUUCUUCCAGAUCAAUGGGAGCACAGGGGAGAUGUCCACAGUUCAAGAGCUGGAUUAUGAAACUCAACAACACUUCCAUGUGAAGGUCAGGGCCAUGGAUAGAGGAGAUCCCCCACUUACCGGUGAAACCCUUGUAGUUGUUAAUGUGUCUGACAUCAAUGAUAACCCCCCAGAGUUCAGGCAACCUCAGUAUGAAGCCAAUGUCAGUGAACUGGCAACAUGUGGACACCUGGUUCUUAAAGUCCAAGCUCUUGACCCUGACAGCAGAGAUACCUCCCGCCUGGAGUAUCUGAUUCUUUCUGGCAAUCAGGAUAGGCAUUUCUCCAUUAACAGCUCAUCAGGGAUAAUUUCUAUGUUCAACCUUUGCAAAAAGCACCUGGAAUCUUCUUACAACUUGAGGGUAGGUGCUUCUGAAGGGGUCUUCCGAGCAACUGUGCCUGUGUAUAUCAACACUACAAAUGCCAACAAGUACAGCCCAGAGUUCCAGCAGCAUGUUUAUGAGGCAGAAUUAGCAGAAAAUGCAAAGGUAGGAACCAAGGUGAUCGAAUUGCUAGCCAUAGACAAAGAUAGUGGUCCCUAUGGCACUGUAGAUUAUACCAUCAUCAAUAAACUAGCAGGUGAGAAGUUCUCCAUAACCCCCAAUGGCCAGAUAACCACUCUGCAGAAACUGGAUCGGGAAAAUUCAACAGAAAGAGUUAUUGCUAUUAAAGUCAUGGCUCGGGAUGGAGGAGGAAGAGUCGCCUUCUGCACUGUGAAGAUCAUCCUGACAGAUGAAAAUGACAACCCCCCACAAUUUAAAGCAUCUGAGUACACAGUGUCCAUUCAAUCCAAUGUCAGUAAAGACUCCCCAGUUAUCCAGGUGUUGGCCUAUGAUGCAGAUGAAGGUCAGAAUGCAGAUGUCACCUACUCGGUAGACUCAGUGGAGGACCUGGAUGAAGACGUCAUUGAAGUCAACCCAACUACUGGUGUUGUCAAGGUGAAGGAGAGCCUGGUGGGAUUGGAAAAUCGAGCCUUUGACUUAAAAAUCAAAGCUCAGGAUGGGGGCCCUCCUCACUGGAACUCUCUGGUGCUGUUACGACUUCAGGUGGUUCCUAACGAAGUAGCCUUGCCCAAAUUUUCUGAACCUUUGUAUACUUUCUCUGCAUCUGAAGAUCUUCCAGAAGGGUCUGAAAUUGGUUCUGUUAAAGCAGUGGCAGCUCAGGAUCCAGUCAUCUAUAGUCUAGUGCAGGGCACCACACCAGAGAGCAACAAGGAUGGUGUCUUCUCCUUGGACCGAAACACGGGAGUUCUAAAGGUGAGAAAGGCCAUGGAUUAUGAGUCCACCAAAUGGUACCAGAUUGAUUUGAUGGCACAUUGUCCCCAUAAUGACACUCACUUGGUUUCCUUGGUCUCUGUCAAUAUCCAAGUGAAGGAUGUCAACGACAAUAGGCCUAUAUUUGAGGCUGAUCCCUAUAAGGCUGUCCUCAUUGAGAAUAUGCCAGUGGGAACCUCAGUCAUUCAGGUGACUGCCAAUGACCAGGACACUGGGAAUGAUGGCCAGGUGAGCUACAGGCUGCCGGUGGAUCCUGGUAGCAAUAUCCAUGAGCUCUUUGCCAUUGACAGUGAGACUGGCUGGAUCACCACACUCCAGGAACUUGACUGUGAGACCCAUCAGACCUACCACUUUUAUGUGGUGGCUUAUGACCAUGGAAGGACCAUCCAGCUAUCCUCUCAGGUCCUGGUUGAAGUCUCUAUUACAGAUGAGAAUGACAAUGCUCCCCGAUUUGCUUCUGAGGACUAUAGAGGAUCUGUGGUUGAGAACAGUGAACCUGGUGAACUUGUGGCCACUCUUAAAACCUUGGAUGCUGAUAUCUCUGAGCAGAACAGACAGGUCACCUGCUACAUUACAGAGGGAGAUCCCCUGGGCCAGUUUGGCAUCAGCCAAGUCGGAGAUGAGUGGAGGAUUUUCUCGAGGAAGACUCUGGACCGUGAGCACAUGGCCAAGUACUUGCUCAGAAUCACAGCUUCUGAUGGCAAGUUCCAGGCUUCAGUCCUUGUAGAGGUCUUUGUUCUGGACAUCAAUGAUAACAGCCCGCAGUGCUCACAGCUUCUCUAUACUGGCAAAGUCAGUGAAGAUAUAUCUCCGGGACACUUCAUUUUGAAAGUCUCUGCAACAGACUUGGACUCUGAUACCAAUGCUCAGAUCACAUAUUCUCUGCAUGGUCCUGGAGCAGAAGAAUUUAAGCUGGAUCCUCAUACAGGGGAGCUGACCACCCUUACAGCCCUAGACCGAGAGAAGAAGGAUACCUACAGCCUUGUUGCCAAGGCGACGGAUGGAGGCGGCCAGUCAUGCCAGGCAGAUGUGACCCUCUACGUGGAGGAUGUGAAUGACAAUCCCCCUCGUUUCUUCCCCAGCCACUGUGCUGUGGCUGUCUUUGACAACACCACGGUUAAGACCCCUGUGGCUGUGGUCCUGGCCCGGGAUCCCGACCAAGGUGCCAAUGCCCAGGUGGUUUACUCUCUGACGGACUCUGCCGAAGGCCAUUUUUCCAUCGAGGCCACCACGGGUGUGAUUCGGCUGGAGAAGCCGCUACGGGCCAAGCCACAGGAAGCACUGGAGCUCACCGUCCGCGCCUCUGACCUGGGCUCCCCGAUACCAUUGUCCACGCUGGGAACAGUCACCGUGUCAGUUGUAGGCCUCGAUGACUACCUGCCUGUGUUCCUGAACACUGAGCACAGUGUGCAGGUGCCCGAGGACGCCCAGCUUGGCACGGAGGUGCUGCAGCUGGCCACCCUCACUCGCCCUGGUGCAGAGAAGACCGGCUACCGUGUGGUCAGCGGGAAUGAACAGGGGAGGUUCCGCCUGGAUGCCCGCACAGGGAUCCUGUAUGUCAACAAGAGCCUGGACUUUGAGACAAGCCCCAAGUUCUUCCUAUCUGUAGAGUGCAGCCGGAAAGGCUCUUCCUCCCUCAGUGACAUGACUACAAUCGUGGUCAACAUCACUGAUAUCAACGAACACCGGCCCAGAUUCCCCCAGGAUUUGUACACCACAAGGGUCUUGGAGAAUGCUGCCGUGGGUGACGUCGUGCUCACUGUGUCAGCGACUGAUGAAGAUGGACCUGUAAAUAGUGCCAUCACCUACAGCCUGGUAGGAGGGAAUCAGCUCGGGCACUUCACCAUCCACCCCAAGAAGGGAGAGCUACAGGUGGCCAAGGCCCUGGAUUGGGAACAGACUUCUAGCUAUUCCCUGAGGCUCCGAGCCACAGACAGCGGGCGACCCCCACUGCAUGAGGACACAGACAUUGCUAUCCAGGUGGUUGAUGUCAAUGAUAACCCACCGAGAUUCUUCCAGCUCAACUACAGCACCUCCGUCCAGGAGAACUCACCCAUUGGCAGCAAAGUCCUGCAGCUGAUCCUGAGCGACCCAGACUCCCCAGAGAAUGGCCCCCCCUACUCAUUCCGAAUCACCAAGGGGAAUGAUGGCUCUGCUUUCCGAGUGACCCCUGAUGGAUGGCUAGUGACCACUAUGGGCCUGAGCAAGAGAGUCCAGGAAUGGUAUCAGCUUCAGAUCAAGGUGUCAGACAGCGGCAUCCCUCCCCUCUCGUCCUCGACGUCUGUCAGUGUGCACGUCACGGAGCAGAGCCUCUACCCACCCUCUGCCCUCCCACUGGAGAUCUUCAUCACCAUCGGGGAGGAGGAGUUCCAGGGCGGCAUGGUGGGCAAAAUCCACGCCACAGACCGAGACCCUCAGGACACGCUGACCUACAGCCUGGCAGGAGAGGAGACCCUGGGCAGGCACUUCUCAGUGGGCGCAACUGAUGGCAAGAUUAUUGCCACCCAGGGCCUGCCUCGUGGCCGCUAUGCAUUCAACGUCACAGUCAGUGAUGGGACCUUCACUGCCACUGCUGGGGUCCACGUCCAUGUGUGGCACGUGGGGCGGGAGGCUCUGCAGCAGGCUGUGUGGAUGGGCUUCCACCAGCUCACCCCGGAGGAGCUGGUAAGUGACCACUGGCGGAACCUGCAGAGGUUCCUCAGCAACAAGCUGGACAUCAAACGAGCUCACAUUCACCUGGCCAGCCUUCAGCCUGCAGAGACCAUGGCUGGGGUGGACGUGCUCCUGGUCUUUGAGGGGCAUUCUGGAACCUUCUACAAGCUCCAGGAGCUGGCAUCCACCAUCACUCACUUGGCCAAAGAGAUGGAGCACUCGGUGGGAAUUCAGAUGAGGUCAGCCAUGCCUGUGGUGCCGUGCCAGGGCCCAGGCUGCCAGGGUCAAAUGUGCCAAGAGAGUGUGCACCUGGACCCCAGGGUGGGACCCACGUACAGCACAGCCAGGCUCAGCAUCCUGACCCCACGGCACCGCCUGGAGAGGAGCUGCUCCUGCAGUGGUACCGCCACGAGAUUCAGCGGCCAAAGCUUUGGACGGUACAGCCUUCCAGAGGCUCAGAAAUGGCACAUCCGUUUCCGUCUGAAAACACACCAAUCACAGGCUGUUCUCCUGUUCAGCAAUGAGACAGUGUGUGUCUCCCUGAAGCUGGUCGAUGGAGUGAUCCAGCUGGAAUACCACUGCCCAGGUGGUUUCUAUGGAAAUCUUUCCUCCUGGCUCCAUGUGAAUGAUCAAGAGUGGCACUCCAUUGUGGUGGAGGAGACAGACACUUCCAUUCGCCUCUUGGUUGACAGCUUUGCCAACACCUCCCUCAUGCUCCCAAAGAAUUGCCAGGGUCUCAGGCCUGAAGGAAACCUCUUUAUGGGUGGUCUUGUUCUCUUGCAUUCUUCCCCAAAUGUGUCCCAGGGCUUUGAAGGCUGCCUGGAUGCGGUUGUGAUCAACGGAGAGGCACUGGAGCUGCUGGCCCAUGGCAAGAAGGCAUCAGCCUUGCUGGAAAGGCAGGCCCUCACCCAGUGCUGUGUGCACAGUGAUGACUGCAGCCAAAACCCAUGUCUCAAUGGUGGCAAGUGCUCACAGACCCAUGGGGCAGGGAAUGUCUGCAGGUGUCCCCCACAGUUCUCUGGGAGGCACUGUGAACAAAGGCGGGAGAACUGCACUGUGACACCAUGCCUGGAAGGCGGCACUUGUACCCCCUCCCCUGAAGGAGUGUCCUGUAACUGCCCUCACACUAACAUGGGAGACAGGUGUGAAAUGGAAGCAAGGGGCUGCUCAGAAGGUCACUGCCUAGUCACCCCUGAGAUCACAAGGGGGGACUGGGGACAGCAGGAGAUUCUGAUCAUCAUAGUGGCCCUACUGUUUAUUGUUUUAAGCACUGUUGGGCUCCUGUUCUACUGCCGCCAUUGCAAGUCCCACAAGCCCGUGGCCAUGGAGGACCCAGACCUCCUAGCCAGGAGUGUUGGUGUGGACACCCAAACUAUGCCUGCCAUCGAGCUCAACCCGCUGACCACCAGCUCCUGCAACAACCUGAACCAACUGGAGCCCAGCAAAACCUCAAUUCCAAAUGAACUUGUCACUUUUGGACCCAGCUCUAAGCAACGGCCGGUGGUCUGCAGUGUGCCUCCCAGACUCCCACCAGCUGCAGCCCCUUCCCACUCUGACAAUGAGCCCAUCAUAAAGAGGACAUGGUCAGGCGAGGAGAUGGUGCACCCAGCUGGAGCUACGGUCUGGCCCCCUUCUUACUCCAGGAAGGAACGUUGGGAAUACCCCCACUCUGAAGUGACCUCUGGCCCUCUGCCACCAUCGCCUCACCGCCACCAGACCCAACCCGUGAUGCCGGACCCCACUGGCCUCUAUGGGGGCUUCCCCUUCCCACUGGAGCUGGAAAACAAGCGGGCACCUCUCCCACCCCGUUACAGCAACCAGAACCUGGAAGAUCUGAUGCCCCCACGGCCCCCCAGUCCCCGGGAACACCUACUGGCCCCCUGUCUCAAUGAGUACACGGCCAUCAGCUACUACCACUCACAGUUCCGGCAGGGAGGGGGAGGGCCCUGCCUGGCAGAGGGGGGCUACAAAGGUGUAAGUAUGCGCCUCAGCCGGGCUGGGCCCUCUUACGCAGACUGCGAGGUUGUGGGUGGGCAUCCUUCAGGACGGGGCCAGCCCCAGGCCCCCCCGCACUAUGAGGGCUCUGACAUGGUGGAGAGUGAUUAUGGGAGCUGUGAGGAGGUCAUGUUCUAGCUGUCCUCAGAGGGAGGCAGGUAGGAAGCCAAGGACUUGGCACCUUCCUCCCAUCUUGUAUGAGUGCGAUGAGCGUGGCUGCAAAAGGGGAGGCAAAUCCCCAGUCCAGGCCACCAUGCUUUGACAUGUGUUCUUCUAGAUCCCCAGCGAGUCCCUGAGGAUGGAGGGAAGCUGAGGGAAGAGCUCCAGGAACAGCACUAGGGCCCCCUGCAGAAAGGGGCCACACAGACCAGUUAACCCUGGAAAACCAGGACACACUGGUUCCUGGGAUGGACAAGAGGCAGUUUGUCUCGCUGACUGCCUCCUCUCAGUCCCCAGGGAGGCAGGUUUGAGCUACUGAGUCAGCUCUGUCAGGGAGCACUCUUACACCUACUCGCAGCUCCAUUCUGAAGGCAGAGGCAGGUCUGCACCUGACAGGCUACAGAGGUGAGGUCCAGGGUCAUCUGACCCUGGAGGGCCACAAUGUGUCCUCUAGGGGCUGAGAGGUGAGCAGCAGGCAAGCAGGGACAAGUCAUCUGUGCACCCUGCCUCACUCACACAUCACUAUAGCGUCCGCUCCAUGUCGGGUACCGUGCUAGGCACGGGGCACGAUGUGAAUGAGGCUGACAAGGGUUGCUGAGGAUCAUCACUUGGCUCAGUCUUCUGGGGUCCCACUUGAAUCAGAUUCCAAGGAUCUUGCUCCGCCUCUAUCAGGUCCCAUGACUUUCCACCAGCAAGGGCCUGUCAGGAUUCGUGCAGAGCCCCAAACCUCCUUUGUUAAAGAAUUCAGACCUCAUGGGACUCUGCAUUCUUCAUUCCAAGUUUCUCAAGCACUUUGGGCCAAAGGCAAGAAGGAUAUGAUUCUUUGUUUUUAAAAUUCUUAGGCACUUUUCAACCUUGCUGUCUGGAUGAGUUGCCCCAAAGGGAUUUUGCUGCCCUAGACACAAGGAACUCAGAACUCCCAUUCAGGGCAUCAGGGCAGGGUGGAGGCAUGGAGCCAGACAUGCUGCCUUUCCCUGCCCCUCCAUCUCAGAUGCCUGCUAACUGAAGUGUUACCUGCAGUGACUCAACCCUAUGCACGGAGGGUCAAUGUGGGCACGUGUCUGCACAUGUGGGCACCCGUGUAUAGUACGUGUGUACAUGUGGAGACUGUAUGUAGCCAGGAACAGCAGGGACCAGAGUGGCCUUGCCGCUCUUUCCCCUGCCAAUCCCUUUCUCCGGUCCACUGACUUUUCAUGUGUGCUGUUUCUGGAGACACAAGUCAAAAGGAAGAGCAAUAGAGACUCACUCACAGGGUUGCUGCUGAUAGCGAGACAGAGCUGUGUGGGUGAGGGUGUAUUUGUGCGAAAGGUCACACACACACCACUGUGUGUGACCGAGCGUGUGACCGAGUUUGUUGUUGUUGUUUUUUAACAAUAAAAUAUCUUUUUUACUGUUA